AUGAUCGCGGCUUCAAAGGCCGUCGAUAGGACAAGAACAGCAGGAGCGACUGGCAGUGAUGUUGUCCAAACGGUCGUUGAUAUUAUCGGACAGAAAUGUAUCUUCAAAAAUGACCGCCUCUUUGUACGGAGAAUGGCUUAUGUAGAAAGUGAUGACGGCAGAGACAGAAUGGCCUUCCAGCCAGGCUUCUUUGGAGGAAUUUGGCGGGUGAUAAGUUUUCUAUUUCUUACUUUCUUCCCUUCUUUUCUUUCUUUCUUUCUUUCUUUCUUUCUUUCUUUCUUUCUUCUUUUUGUCUUUCUUUCUUCUUUCCAUCUUCUUUCUUCUUUCGUUCUUUUCUUCUUUCUUUCUUUCUUUUGUUUUUCUUCUUUCUUUGUUUUCUUCUUUCUUUCUUUCGUUCUUCUUUUCUUCUUUCUUUCUUUCUUCUUUAGUCUUUCUUCUUUCCGUGUUUUUUUCUUUCUUUCUUUCGUUCUUUUCUUCUUUCUUUCUUUUUUGUCUUUCUUCUUUCCGUGUUUUCUUCUUUCUUUCUUUCGUUCUUCUUUCUUUCUUCUUUUGUCUUUCUUCUUUCCUCGUUUUCUUCUUUCUUUCUUUCCGUCUUCUUUUCUUCUUUCUGGCUUUCUUCUUUUUUUUAUUUCUUACUGCUUUCUUCUUUCUUAUCAUAUUUCAAAAAUUAAAUACGAAGCCACGAAACUCUGCACCGGUGCACUUAUGCCUCUCUGCAACAACAUCAAAAGGCACUUCAGUAUCGACUGGCGAAAAACGACAUGGAAGGAUCUUCAAAAACCUUUUUAUUCCGGCUUGGCAGCAUAUCUCUCUCUUUCCCUCAACGGACAAGAUGUUCCCGGGGAUCCAGUUAAACAACAGGCAACAUGGCAGAAGGUUUUUCACUCGAAGAAUGUUUUAAAAUACACACGCGAUUUCCCAGAAGCUGCUAAGGCGUUAUCAACUCGUCAGUCUAAUAACAAACAAAGGACAGUCGCUGCAGCUGUAAGGGCCAAACAGAAGAAGAUAGAUAUCUUCUCUGUUGGCGUCGGUAACGGAAUUGAUUACAACGAGCUCCGUCAGGUGGCGAAUAGAUGUAAUCAUGUUUUCACUGUGAACACAUUCGACGACUUUGAUAACUUUAUUUCUGAGCUGACGAAGGAAACAUGCAAAGGUAAGAUCUAUCUAUCUAUCUAUCUAUCUAUCUAUCUAUCUAUCUAUCUAUCUAUCUAUCUCAGUAUAUUCAUUAUCUAUCUAUCUAUCUAUCUAUCUAUCUAUCUAUCUAUCUAUCUAUCUAUCUAUCUAUCUAUCUGGGUCUGUUCAUUAUCUUUCUGUUUGCAUUUCGGGAGGUAA
This is a messenger RNA of Acanthosepion pharaonis, 1332 nucleotides long. Lineage: Eukaryota; Metazoa; Mollusca; Cephalopoda; Sepiida; Sepiidae. The record is from the annotation of a GenBank genome assembly.